Molecule: messenger RNA, 1118 nt
Organism: Pristis pectinata (smalltooth sawfish)
Lineage: Eukaryota; Metazoa; Chordata; Chondrichthyes; Rhinopristiformes; Pristidae
Gene: gar1
Product: GAR1 homolog, ribonucleoprotein
Exons: 7
Coding region: 169-765 (198 amino acids)
Biological process (GO): snoRNA guided rRNA pseudouridine synthesis; ribosome biogenesis
Cellular component (GO): box H/ACA snoRNP complex
Molecular function (GO): box H/ACA snoRNA binding
Source: RefSeq, a predicted model, not a curated record
GAAGUCGCAUCCUGUCGUAAAAAAACAACGCCAAGAAGGAGUCCCAUAGAGUAGCCGGAGGGGGGGAGAGUUGGAGUUGGGAAUUCAACCUUCAUCGUGCAAAUUAAACCCAUUCAUCGAACAAACCCACGUUUUCCCACAGCAGGGUUGAGGAAAAUUUAAAUUGAAAUGUCUUUUCGUGGAGGUAGGGGCGGGGGAAGAGGUGGCAGCUACGGCGGAGGAAGAGGACGUGGUGGAGGUGGAGGGUACCGAGGUGGUGGGCGAGGAAGCUUCAAUAGAACAUUUGAUCAGGGGCCACCUGAAAGGGUAGUAGAACUGGGACAUUUCAUGCAUCCGUGUGAAGACGACAUUAUUUGCAAGUGCACCUCGGAAGAAAAUAAAGUCCCUUACUUCAAUGCACCAGUUUACUUGGAAAACAAAGAACAAAUCGGAAAAGUUGAUGAAAUAUUUGGACAGCUUAGAAAUUUUUAUUUUUCAGUUAAAUUAUCAGACAACAUGAGUGCUAGUUCCUUUAAGCGACCACAGAAGUUUUAUAUCGAUCCAGCAAAACUACUCCCGCUUCAGCGAUUUCUGCCUAGACCACCUGGUGUAAGAGGGCAGGGGAGGGGAGCUCGUGGUGGUGGCCGAGGUGGACGUGGUGGUCGAGGCGGUGGCAGGGGCGGUGGUUUCAGAGGAGGCAGAGGAGGUAGUUUCAGAGGAGGCAGAGGCAGAGGUGGAGGAGGAGGAGGAGGAGGACGUGGCUAUAGAGGUGGCGGAGGAAGGUGAACAUGGAUAAUUAAGAUUUGGGCAGCAACCUCCAAACAUACUCUUCAUUCGUUCUGCAAGCCGUGCUUUUACAUUUAUGGACUGUACCAAAUUGAAGUAUAUUUUAAAUCUAGCAUAGGUUUUUGUAUUUGCAUAGUAAUAAUUGAUUUAGAUGUACUUGAGGGUCCAGUUUGUAUGUAAUUUGUUUGUAUUCUAAUUCAACAAGUUCGGAACCUAUUUGUACACAAGUACAAAAGCAGUCAUUUUUAUUGAAUUAAUUAAAUUUUACAAUGUUCUACUGAUAUAAAAGUACUUGGUUUACAACAUAGUACAUUCUGAGAUAAUGGUUCAGUAAAAAUUUGUUUUAAAGUAAA